CAACAUCGGGCCAAACUACACAGCACUGCGUGCGGUGUGCGCACGGUUUGUGUAAUCAACACAUAGGAGUAAGCUCGUUGCAACUUUGGAGCGUCUCGCAUCGGCGCGGCGCGCGCUGUAAGUCUUAAUUUUUGGCAUCUACUUAAAACUGCGGGCGGGAGCGAAAGGCGAAAAGCUUUUUGUUAAGGGUCCUGACGUGAAUAACAAGAAGAGAACUUGUUGUUUUUAUACGUUUACUUGAUUGAUUUAGAACUGUUCAUUGAUCGCUUAUAAAUUCUAAUACCAAACAAUGGCACUUCAAAGAACACCUUCAAAAACCGCUGUGCCUCCUCAUUAUGGCUCCGAUUCGACGCUUUACGUUGGAGAUAGUGUGGAUAAACAGGAUUAUAAUAAAACAAAAAGACUUAAGCGCCGCUUAGAAGAUUCAACGGAGUCCAGUAAUUCUAUUUUAACAGAAUUGAGGGCCAUGAUUGGGGAUUUGAGAGUGCAACAGGAUUCCAAAUUGGAAACACUCAAAACUGCAAUGGAAAAUAUUCAAGAGCAAAACAUAGAUAUAAAAAUAUCCUUAGAGUUUAUGUCCGAUAAGUAUGAUGAGCUGUUGGAUAAAUUCAAUAGUUUACAGCAGGAAAAUUCUCAAUACAAAUCACGCAUUACCUACUUGGAAUCCAAAAUUGAGCAAUUCGAGAGAAAGUCAAGGGCUAGUUCAAUAGAAAUGAGAAACGUUAUCAAAAUGGAAUCCGAAAAUAGGUACUCAUUGAUAGAAUUAACAAAAAAUGUGGGAAAAUUAACAGAUGUGCCUAUUCAAGAUUGCGAUAUUCGAGAUGCAUUUCGUAUGAAAAUGAAGCAAAAUAUCAAUGGCCCUAUAAUUAUUGACUUCACUACUACUGUAUUAAGAGAUAAUUUUCUCAAGUCGGCCAAAUCCUAUAACAAAACAAACCCAGAACAGCAGUUUUCAACAACCAUAUUGGGACAGUCAGGUCCCCAAAAUUACAUAUUCAUAGGGGAAUCACUAACACCACAGGCCAAGAGACUACAUUACUUAGCCAGAGACUUUGCAAAAACAUUCGGUUAUAAGCAUUGCUGGACAUCCUAUGGAAAAAUUUAUUUGAGACGCAGUAAAAAUAAUCCACAUAUACGUAUUGACGGUGAAGAAGAUUUAACUAAAUUAAAAAAGUCUAAUUGACUAUAUUUUUUAAGUUACAUGUUUUUUUCAUUAUAUUUCAUAUAUUAUUUAAAUAUUUUCCAAAACACAAAUGUUUGUAAUCUAAAAUUACUUUAUGAAUAUCGAUGUUCUUUAACCAGUUUUUGUUUUAAACGUAGAGAACCCAAAUAAAAAUAAACAAAACAUAUUGAGUAAAUUUAUUAUUAAGAAACUGUCAAGAAAGCCUUUGCAUUAUCUAUACUUAUAAUAAAUCUG
This is a messenger RNA of Chilo suppressalis (striped riceborer), 1417 nucleotides long. Lineage: Eukaryota; Metazoa; Arthropoda; Insecta; Lepidoptera; Crambidae. The record is from the annotation of a GenBank genome assembly.